Molecule: messenger RNA, 1138 nt
Organism: Tuber aestivum (summer truffle)
Lineage: Eukaryota; Fungi; Ascomycota; Pezizomycetes; Pezizales; Tuberaceae
Source: the annotation of a GenBank genome assembly
AUGGAAGCUAUGCUUAUUCACUCUCCCCUUGCUUCCCACAGCUUCACUUCCACCGCCACAGGAGUCAAUAUUCAUGUUUAUUUCCAAGACAGGCGGGGCAAUAUUGAAAUAGCCUCUUAUAAUCCAAAAUCCGGCUGGACCACUGGCAGCAAGGGAAGCCCUGGGAAGGCUCAUUUGAACAAUGGAAUUGCAGUCACGGGAUGGAAUAAUGGGAAUGAGGUACUCGAGCUAUCCACAGCCUACAGUUCCAUAGUGAGAUACUAGCAUAACUUAGGAACGCGUCUACUUCAUUGGGGAGGGUGACAAGAUUGUUGAGGUAUUUCGCCGCCUGGCGGUUCAAAAUCUUAUUUAUUUAACUGACCAAUAUCUCUUGUUCAGCGCUGCUACAGCAAGGGGAAGGAAGGAUGGUAUGAGGGUGUCCUUACCGGAAUGGUCACUACGGCCCACUAUUCCAGCCUUUCCGCCAUACGUUUGGAUGUCCGUGGCACCGGGUUUAUCCGUGUCUACUACCAAGACAAAGACAAUGCCAUCCGUGAGGUUUGUAAAGAUGGCGUAGGGAAGUGGUUCUACGGCCAUAAGUUCCCCCCCGCAAUACAGGGCACCAGCAUUUCUUGUUCGCAAAUUCCCGGCAAAGGAUUUUACCAUUGGCUCUUCUACCAAAAACCCGAUACCACUUUCGUUGAGCACCUAAUGCGAGAGGGCAGCCAGUGGAAAGAGGGUAAGUUUCCCACAAUCCCAAGAGCAGCACCCCUAGUGCCUUUUCUAAAUUUUAUCCCUCACCAAAGGCCCCUUCAAGUCUGACAGAGUGUAUGGCCCUGGAGCGUACAUCGCUUGCGUAUCGUAUGGCGAGGACAACCACCACGUCUUCACCAUUGACAGUGGCAACCGGCUUUGCUUGACCGAGUUCAACACUGGCAGCCAGUCCUGGUAUGUGACGGGGACACUCACGGAUGCCAUACCGUCCUCCCCCGUCGCAGCUAUCCCGGUUGCCAGCUUUACCUCUCGUAUCAGAAUUUACUUCCAGACCCGCGGGGACCAAAUCGCAGAGUGGGGUACCAACGAUGGAACGAAGUACAGGGUGGAACGAUACCAUCUCCCAAUUGCUACACCAACUGCUAUAUCUCGUAGUGCAGUCUGA